UCACGCACCAGGUGGACUAUCAUUGUCUUUAAUCUAUGGAUUUAAAAAUUUCCGCACGAUUAAAGAGCGUCUCGAAAAUUAACUUUUAUAGGUAGGAGGAGAUAGAAAUCGAAUCUUAUCGCCGCGUUAAUAUGCCACCGGCCGGAGAACUCCGACAUCAAUCUCCAUCAAAGGAGAAACUAUCUUCCGUUACCCAAUCCGAUGAAGCAGAAGCAGCGUCAGCAGCGAUAUCUGCGGCAGCUGCAGAUGCGGAAGCUGCCGGAUUAUGGACACAGAUCAAGGCGGAAGCUCGCCGUGAUGCUGAGGCGGAGCCAGCUUUAGCUAGCUAUCUAUAUUCGACGAUUCUUUCUCAUUCGUCUCUUGAACGAUCUAUCUCGUUUCAUCUAGGAAACAAGCUUUGUUCCUCAACGCUUUUAUCCACACUUUUAUACGAUCUGUUCUUAAACACUUUUUCCUCCGAUCCUUCUCUUCGUAACGCCACCGUCGCAGAUCUACGCGCUGCUCGUGUUCGUGAUCCUGCUUGUAUCUCGUUCUCUCAUUGUCUCCUCAAUUACAAAGGCUUCUUAGCUAUUCAGGCGCAUCGUGUAUCACACAAGCUAUGGACACAAUCACGGAAGCCAUUAGCAUUAGCUCUACACUCAAGAAUCUCCGAUGUAUUCGCUGUUGAUAUCCAUCCAGCAGCGAAGAUCGGAAAAGGGAUACUUCUAGACCACGCAACCGGAGUUGUAGUCGGAGAAACAGCGGUGAUUGGGAACAAUGUUUCAAUCCUUCACCAUGUGACACUAGGUGGAACAGGUAAAGCUUGUGGAGAUAGACAUCCGAAGAUCGGUGACGGUUGUUUGAUUGGAGCUGGAGCGACUAUUCUUGGAAAUGUGAAGAUUGGUGCAGGUGCUAAAGUAGGAGCUGGUUCUGUUGUGCUGAUUGACGUGCCUUGUCGAGGUACUGCGGUUGGGAAUCCGGCGAGACUUGUCGGAGGGAAAGAGAAGCCAACGAUUCAUGAUGAGGAAUGUCCUGGAGAAUCGAUGGAUCAUACUUCAUUCAUCUCGGAAUGGUCAGAUUACAUCAUAUAAAGUUGUUGUUAUAAUUGUUUCUGUGGUUUUGAAAGUGAAAAACUUUCUGACCAUUCGCUUAUAGAGAGGUGCUGAGGUAAGUGAGCUUUGUUGUAUUUGUAAUUUACAAAACAUCUUACGAUGUUCAAUACAAGAAAUGGCCUUAAUUUGAUGUUAUUAUUCAAUCAUUAGUUAUCCAAGAGUUUAUACACUUCUUCUACUUUGUAUUCGGGUUUGGCUCGGAUUUACACUUGUCUGCAUCCAUUUUACGGGCUUGACAAACAUCGAGG
Messenger RNA from Arabidopsis thaliana (thale cress), 1339 nucleotides. It is a transcript of the gene SERAT1;1, whose product is annotated as serine acetyltransferase 1;1. Gene Ontology annotation, molecular function: transferase activity; L-serine O-acetyltransferase activity. The coding region runs from base 132 to 1070 and encodes 312 amino acids. The record is from RefSeq and is marked reviewed. Lineage: Eukaryota; Viridiplantae; Streptophyta; Magnoliopsida; Brassicales; Brassicaceae. Gene Ontology annotation, biological process: L-cysteine biosynthetic process. The transcript is spliced from 2 exons. Gene Ontology annotation, cellular component: cytoplasm.